Messenger RNA from Lates calcarifer (barramundi perch), 2701 nucleotides. RefSeq names its product brain expressed, associated with NEDD4, 1 (gene bean1). The transcript is spliced from 5 exons. Lineage: Eukaryota; Metazoa; Chordata; Actinopteri; Centropomidae. The record is from RefSeq and is a predicted model, not a curated record. Bases 647 to 1408 code for a protein of 253 amino acids.
GGCUGCAGUGCCGAGCCACGGGACAGAGACACGGCGCGGAAUCCAGAGGACAGAAUCAGACGAGGAUGCUGAGGAUGCGGGGAGAGAAAAGCCGCUGAUAUCUGAUGAUAAUGAUGAUACUAUGGACAGAGGAAUGAGCACAGAGGAAGAAGAAACAUAGAGCUCUGCGGGUUGGUGACAGUGGUGAUGAUGAAGGUGAUGGUGAUGGUGGUGGAGAGGAUGUUUCGGUUGUGAGGACGGGACCGCUCGGAAGAGGGGGAUGCUCGGACGAUCGGAGCGCGUCUCUGCUCGGUGUUGAUCAUCGUGCGGGUAAAUCACGGGUAUCACCGAGAGUUUAACGAAGCGCUAUUCUGAGGAGGUGGGCCAAGUCCCGAGAGAGAGAGAGAGAAAGAAAGAGAGAGAGAGGGAGAGAGAGAGAGAAGGGGAGGACCUCCGCACUCGUAGCAGUCUGGGAUGUUGUUGCUGCUGUUGUUAGUGAUGUGAAGCGACAGUAAGGAGCUGAUGAAAGGACUCCUGCCAGCGCGAAGACACAUAUUCAUACAUUUUUGCAGUUACAUAUAUAGCAGCUCUGUGUGGUAGAGACCAGUUGAAGUUGGCUUCCUGCCUGUUGAGAUGUGCCAAUAGGAAACACUGUGAACAGGGGUUCAUGCUGAUGAAAUUGAUCUGCUCAGUGAGCUCCAACCAGAGCCAUGGAGAGUACCCAGACUGCCGCAGUGAGAGGGAGUCGGGAGGGGAGGCGUCUCUCCUGGUGUCUCCGUUGGUGGUGGCGGGGAUCGUUAUAGGUUUGGUCCUCUUCCUCUCCUGCAUUACCAUCAUCGUCGGCAGCCUGCGCAAAGACAGUCGACUCCGAAACCCACACCUCCGAGCUAGCUAUGGACCAGAUGGUUUUUCCUAUGGAGGUUCAGUGGGAGAACUGAGGUCUACCUGCUUAGAAGACUUUCCUCCUGGUUUAGACUUUGACUCAUACAGAGAGACUCUAUCACAAGUCAGCAACCUGUACCCUGACUCACCUCCACGUUAUGAUGAGUGUGUUGGCCCUGGUUCGACUCAGAUCUACAUACCUACAGAUGACCCACCUCCUUACUCCCUGUUGGACCCCUGUCAGAGAGGGCCAGAGCAGGAGGAGCAGCCUAGCUACACCAGUCCGGAUCCUUCUCCAUACUGUGGAGAGACCUCAGCCAGUGCCGGCUGGUUCUCCCCCUCCCACUACCCGCUGGGACUGCAGGAGCAGGAACAUCAACACAUCGCAUCCAUCUCCUUCCCGCUGGAGGCGGCACCGCCUUAUGAGUCAGUGCUGGCUGAGCAGGGACAUCCCCUCCCUCUCAUGCCAUGUGACCUUUAUAAACACCAGUCAGACAGGGGAGAUGAUGGCAGCUCCCAGCAACCAGGGGCAAGCCAGAUCUUGUAGGACAGUUGAUUUGUUUCUUUCACCUGCGCUGUUCGGUUGUCUCCAGCUAAAUGAAACAACAUGUGUGACAGCAAACAAUGGACACUAAUAAGAUGUUCACAUCUUCCACACAGUUGCCAACACCUAAUAAGGCUGAACAUCAGCAUCUCAGUGGACUGAUAUGCAGCCAGGACUCAAGUUUUCAACCUAUCGUUUGUUUCUGGACAAAAUAAAAACUCAAAAUAAAAAAAAGGGUUUGUCAUUCCAAUGAUGCUCCUUUGGACAAUGCCGUCUGGUAAUAACACUAUUGUCUUCUUCAGUUUUUGUCAUGUUUUGACUGUUAAUCUCUUUUUUAAAUUAGGACAAGAGUCAUGAAGAGUCAUGUGUCAUGUAUGGGAUUUAGUCUGAAUUACUGCUACAAAAUACUAACAUUUAUUCAUCAUGUAGGCAACAGCAAGCUGACUUUGUAGGGUGUGUGUAGGAGAAGGACUGAGAAUUAAUGUGGAUUUUAGUAGAGUAGUUUAAGGUAUACACAAGCACAUAGAGUUCCCCCUCUUCCAUUUAUUUUGGUAUGGUCCUCACCUAUCAAUAUUUUCAUGAUGUUCUGAAUGAAAUUAUACUUAGCUCUGGUGUUGUAUAAGUGCAGCCUUGUUAACUACCAGCACACAUUCCAGUCUCUUUAGUGUGUGAACAUUUAGAGGUGGUAGUAUCCUAGUGGUUAGAAGAAUGACUUUGUGAUGAUAUAAAAUUCAGACUAAUUCAGAAUGGUCAGGAACAAUGACUUAUCAUAACUCCCUCCUUUCCACUUGUAUCUUUCUUCCCCUUGAGCAAGGCACUAAGAUUAAAAAGUCAUUGUUAAAUAUUUGCAACAUACAUCUGCCAUCAUCAGAGAGGGGGUUUCAUCUAGUCUGUUGUACAAAUCGUCAUAACUAUUUCUGUCAAGGGCUCUGGUUGUAAUAUCAGUGCUAUAACCGGACCCCAGCAGCAAAAUGUAGCUUGGAGCCCUCCUCCUGACAAGGUUGGGCUAAUGCAACAGAGAAAUUACAUAUUAAACUGUAGACCUUAAUGCACUGUUCACUGAAGAAAUGGAUGCUUCUGUCUUUUUCUGUCCGUUUCACCCUCAUGAAAGAAUAAUCUUGGCCUGAGCUGUCACAGAUUCCACACCCCCUUUAACAAAUGUGUAGCUUUCCAAACAUCUUUGCAGUUAUUAACCUGCAUAAGCUACAACUGGUUUGUGUUAGCUAAAUUAAUUAAUCAGAUGCAGAGAUUUGAACUGCAUGACAGGAAUAAAGAUGUUGUUAUUUUCAAUAUCAA